CAAGGAAACAAAAUUAGAGGAACACAAAAAGAAAUAUCGAUAUCUGGUUCCUUUCCCGUGCCUCUCUCUCUGCCUAUAUAAACAGACCAGCAGGCCUGCUCAACUUGUCUCGAUCCCCAGCUCACCACUAGAGCCAAGAAAGAGCUCCAUUCAUUUCCCCCCUCUCUGUCUCUGAAAAGCAAACCAGCUAGCAAAGGGCCGGAGAGAAGAGAACCAACAAGGCAUCAACCAUCAAUAUCGAUCGAAGACACCAUGGCAGCCAACGGCAAGAGCAGCUUGGCGAACGGCGCCUCCUCCACCCAGGGAAAGCCCAUCAAUUGCAAAGUCUGGUAUAUAUGGUAUGUACGUGCAGCGGCGGUGGCGUGGGCGCCCGGCGAGCCGCUGGUGAUGGAGGAGGUGGAGGUGGCGCCGCCGGGUCGCCUGGAGGUCCGCGUGAGGGUGCUCUUCACCUCCGUCUGCCACACCGAUCUCAGUUUCUUGAAAGGAGAGAACGAGCUGCAGCGCAAGUUCCCCCGCAUCCUCGGCCAUGAGGCAGCCGGAGUGGUGGAGAGCGUGGGGGAAGGGGUGCAAGACCUGGCCCCCGGCGACCAUGUGGUCCCCAUCUUCAACGGGGAGUGCGGAGCCUGCGCGUACUGCGAGUCGGACAAGACCAACCUGUGCGGGACUUACCGCGUCAACCCAUUCAAGAGCACCAUGUCCUCCGAUGGCGGCACGAGGUUCUCCGUGGUGGACCGCAACUCUGGGCUGCGGCAGCCGGUGUACCACUUCCUCAACACCUCCACCUUCGCCGAGUACACCGUGCUUGACGCGGCCUGCGCCGUCAAGAUCAACCCCAAGGCCCCGCUCCACAAGAUGUGCCUCCUCAGCUGCGGCAUCUCCACAGGAGUCGGGGCUGCAUGGAACACGGCAAACAUUUCCGCGGGCAACACCAUUGCAAUAUUCGGCCUUGGGGCUGUUGGUCUCGCGGUUGCUGAGGGUGCCAAGCUACGAGGGGCAGCUCGGAUCAUCGGUGUUGACGUAAACCCUGAAAAGUUUGCCAAAGGCAAAGAGAUGGGCGUCACGGACUUCGUCAACUCCAAGGCCUGUGACAAACCGGUGCAUGAGGUGAUCAGGGAGAUGACUGACGGAGCUGGUGUCGACUACAGUUUUGAGUGUACCGGAAUCAACGAUGUGCUGAGAGAGGCCUUCCUGUCCACGCAUGAUGGUUGGGGCCUGACGGUGGUGCUGGGGAUCCACGCGACGCCCAAGAUGAUGCCGCUACACCCGAUGGAGCUCUUCGACGGCCGCCGGAUCACCGGCUGCGUCUUUGGUGACGUCAAGGGCAAGUCCCAGCUGCCAGCCAUCGUCGACAAGUACGUCAACGGGGCGAAUAAAGUGGUGACUGAUUGACAGAAGAGUUGCCGAUGAGGGUUCAUACCGAUGAUGAAACAACAGAAUAUGGCCAAGUACAGGAGUGGUGAUGGAUUUAUGCCGAUGACUGAUGCUGAUGGUUGCCGAUGGCCACGAAAGGUGAUUUGCCGAUGGAUACAAAAGGAGGCGUAGGAAAUGUCAAUCGGAUGGUGAUGGUGUGCCGAUCGGUUGUGGUGAAUAAAUUAAUGUUUUCCAUAAUUAUUAGAGUUUGCUUUGCAUACGGAUUCCGUUCAAUUUGGAAUUCGAGUCCUAGUCAUGUCUGAUUGUAACUCUUUUGGACAGGGUAUAAAUAUAGACCCCGUAGCGAUGUAAGAAUAUACACAAUCAAUCAAACACAAGCUUUUACAUCUAU
This is a messenger RNA of Sorghum bicolor (sorghum), 1762 nucleotides long. Its product is annotated as alcohol dehydrogenase-like 4. The coding region runs from base 253 to 1389 and encodes 378 amino acids. The transcript has 10 exons. Gene Ontology annotation, molecular function: zinc ion binding; S-(hydroxymethyl)glutathione dehydrogenase [NAD(P)+] activity. Lineage: Eukaryota; Viridiplantae; Streptophyta; Magnoliopsida; Poales; Poaceae. The record is from RefSeq and is a predicted model, not a curated record. Gene Ontology annotation, biological process: formaldehyde catabolic process. Gene Ontology annotation, cellular component: cytosol.